AUGUUUCCUACUUCCCGUGCGCUCCCCGUCCUCGUCAGAGCCUCCAAGGCCUGCUCGUGGUCCUUGAGACGAUCGAUCAGCACCAAGGGCGGCUGGAGCUGGCCAGUGGUCAACCAAGGCAACCGAACGUUUGGAAAGAUGAAAGGCCUUCAGGACGUGCUUCGGCCGGAAGCAAGCGCUCAGAGCGAGACGCAAGCGAUGGAGGACGAGGCCGCAUGCAGGGAAGACACCAUAGUCACGUGGAAGGAUCUGAUCCAUAGACCGGAGGUAGGCCAGCGCAAAUGA
This is a messenger RNA of Guillardia theta CCMP2712, 285 nucleotides long. RefSeq lists its product as hypothetical. The coding region runs from base 1 to 285 and encodes 94 amino acids. NCBI's taxonomy places the organism in Eukaryota, Cryptophyceae, Pyrenomonadales, Geminigeraceae. The transcript has 2 exons. The record is from RefSeq and is a predicted model, not a curated record.